AUGUCAGCAACAACCAAAAAGAAGCAUGUGACUAAAGAAGUUUUGGAAGAGUAUCCAUUGCCAGAGGGAGGAAGACAAGUUGUUCGGGUUACCGCAGCCAGGGGAAAUAAUUUACAUGAAGUGGAGACUGCAAACAAGGAAACCUUUCUGGUGAGCAUGCCGACCAAAUUCAGGAAACACGUGUGGAUAAAGAGAGGUGACUACAUUUUAGUUGAACCUAUUGAAGAAGGAGGCAAGGUGAAGGCUGAGAUCUCACACAUUCUAUUCAGAGAGCAGAUUAAACACAUCAAGGACAAAGGCUUGUGGCCUGAGGCAUUCUUAGACAAGCCAGCUCAACAAGAUGAAAGUAUGAUAUCUUCAGAUCUGCUGCCACCAAGUGAGAGUGAGGACAGUGAUGAAGACCUUGCUGAUCUUGUUAUCAACUUGAACCGGGUGGCUGUACCAGACAAUACAGACUCAGAGGAUGAUGAUAGUGAUGAUGAGGAAGAAGAGGAGGAGUCUGAAAGUAAUGAAAUAAGUCAUGUUGCAGAAACCACCUCAGCACCUAAAGCAGUCAGUAGGCUUGGGGUAGCAAUACAAAGUGAGAAUGCUACUUAA
Molecule: messenger RNA, 597 nt
Organism: Candidula unifasciata
Lineage: Eukaryota; Metazoa; Mollusca; Gastropoda; Stylommatophora; Geomitridae
Source: the annotation of a GenBank genome assembly